UAAUUACAAUGAACAUCAAUUGCUUAUUAGUUUGUUCGGUUGGUCAAAUGGAAAAAUAUAGUAAUUUAUGCAUUGAUUUUAUGAAAUGACAAGUUUUAUGGACCAACUAUUUAUAGUAAGGAUGAUAUAUAAAAAGAAACGUAGCCAAUCCCAACGGCUAUAAGUAUGGGAUGCCCGUUGCUUCUUUUUGUUCGUUGUGACUAUUUGUUUGAAUUUGAUAUAUUACCAUUGUUUGUGUUCAGGGGAGACUGACGUAUCUUGUUAGAUUUUUGAGUUUUUUCGCUCUGUUUGUUUGGGGACUCGUAGAUGACUGACUUUGUUUGUUAAAUGAUUGCUUAAAGACUAGGCAGGAAGCCUUUAAAUUCGGCUAAGCCCAAUAGCUUUAGCUCAAAUCCUGUAUUUGUAUUAUAUAAUUCAUUCAAUAUGUAUAGAUAAUCUAUCCAAAGUCCAGUUAGCAAAAAAGGACUAAUUGUCGUUCAAAAUCCAUAAACUAAAAAUCUUGGCUCCACCUCUGCAUGUACUACCAUAAAAUUUGAGAGGAAGAUUUUAGUGCAGUUAUUGUUGUUAUAAGAAAGUCUCGGCUGAGACUGAUAAAUGACAUGUUGAGCUGAAUUUUUAGAAUAAGCUUAUAGAAUUGACUGAAUUUGCAAGGAGAUUGAUGGCUAUUGUCAAAGAUGAAAGCUUAUAGGGAAGCGAAAAUAUACAUUUGUCUCUUAAGAUGAUCAGUGCCAAUUGAAAACCGUCAACAUGGAGCUAAUGCUGCAUAUUUUAACGCUCAUGGAAUAGGAUGAUUCCUUUUUUGAAGCUUCCGGAGCCUCUAGGAUUCCCAGCAGAACCAGCCAUUCUUCUGUUCUAUCAAGUCUAAGUAUUCCAUCUUAUAGUCGGAAAAGCAGCGCAGAUACUCUUUCUACUCCAAGAUCUGAAGGCGAGAUUUUGUUUUCUCCCAAUGUUAAGUCCUUCUCAUUUAACGAAUUGAAAAGUGCAACAAGGAACUUUAGACCAGACAGUCUUCUUGGCGAAGGAGGAUUUGGUUAUGUUUUCAAAGGAUGGAUUGAUGAACAUACUCUUACUGCUGCAAAGCCUGGUUCUGGAAUGGUCAUUGCGGUCAAGAAAUUGAAGCCAGAGGGUUUUCAGGGUCACAAGGAGUGGGUGACUGAAGUUAAUUACCUUGGCCAACUUCGUCAUCCAAAUCUGGUUAAACUCAUUGGCUAUUGCAUAGAGGGAGAUGAUCGGCUUUUGGUGUAUGAGUUCAUGCCUAAAGGAAGUUUGGAGAAUCAUUUAUUUCGAAGAGGGCCUCAACCUCUUACUUGGUUGACAAGAAUUAAGGUGGCUAUUGGUGCUGCUAGAGGCCUUGCUUUCCUACAUGAUGCUAAAGAACAAGUUAUAUAUCGGGAUUUUAAGGCUUCUAAUAUUCUCUUAGACGGGGAAUUUAAUGCAAAGUUGUCUGAUUUUGGUUUAGCCAAGGCUGGCCCAACUGGUGAUCGCACUCAUGUGUCCACUCAAGUCAUCGGUACUCAGGGCUAUGCUGCUCCAGAAUAUGUUGCUACAGGUCGAUUGACAUCAAAAAGUGACGUAUACAGCUUCGGGGUUGUAUUGCUUGAACUUUUAUCAGGGCGUCGUGCACUCGAUAAAAUGAAGGUUGGCGUAGAGCAGAAUCUUGUGGAUUGGGCAAAGCCAUAUCUUGGGGACAAGAGGAGGUUGUUCCGAAUCAUGGACACUAAACUAGGGGGACAGUAUCCUCAGAAAGGAGCAUAUACAGCUGCUAACCUUGCUUGGCAGUGUCUAAGCAACGAGCCUAAGCUAAGGCCGCGGAUGUCUGAAGUUUUGGCUGCUCUUGAACAGCUUCAAGCACCGAAAGGCGUUAACAAAGUAUCUCAGAUUGAGCAUCGAGCCACUUCUAGCUCAGUUCCAGCUUCUCCAUUUAAACACCGUUCAUCACUCAGCGUGACACCCUCUGCGUCUCCAUUAAAGGCCUAUCAUAAGUCGCCACGCAGAAGGUGACUCCAAGAAAAUAAACUUAUAUUUUGUUGUCAUUGUAAAGUUUUCCUAUAUGUACCAAUUUUGUUGUCUAGAUGCAUUGAUAUGUAGAAUCAACAGAUUGUUUUCAUGUAAAAUGUUGGAAUCAUCACUCUGUAACCUAUUGAUUGAUGAGUUAGCUCUUCUGCUCGUUGGGUACAAAUAGUCAUGUUUUCACAUAAUGGGAUUUUUUUUUCUUUAUG
This is a messenger RNA of Solanum pennellii, 2219 nucleotides long. Its product is annotated as probable serine/threonine-protein kinase PBL3. The transcript has 6 exons. Lineage: Eukaryota; Viridiplantae; Streptophyta; Magnoliopsida; Solanales; Solanaceae. The coding region runs from base 1093 to 2001 and encodes 302 amino acids. Gene Ontology annotation, molecular function: protein kinase activity; ATP binding. The record is from RefSeq and is a predicted model, not a curated record. Gene Ontology annotation, biological process: protein phosphorylation.